This is a messenger RNA of Pecten maximus, 1526 nucleotides long. RefSeq lists its product as uncharacterized. The record is from RefSeq and is a predicted model, not a curated record. Bases 308 to 955 code for a protein of 215 amino acids. Lineage: Eukaryota; Metazoa; Mollusca; Bivalvia; Pectinida; Pectinidae. The transcript has 6 exons.
CAGAGACGAAUCCGACACAUCAGUCCAUUCUCUGCAUAUAUAAACUGUCGUAAUCAUCGCCUUGCAGUUUGCUUGGUCCACUUGAUAAAGCGAUUCCCCAUACUUCAAGAUGUGGACGCCACACGCCUUUCUUUGUGGAAGUUGUUUGAGUUUUCUGCACAAAGAAUGGAAGUUUUCAAACAUAUCCAGGCUGUCUAUGGAAAAGAGCCUUUAACCAUAACCAGGGCAGCGACUACUCGGUGGCUGUCACACCUUAAGGCUGCAGCCAGAUUCAUUGGAAGGUUUGUAUGUAUCUUGGACACCCUUGAUGCUCUUUAUGAACAAACGAAGAGAACCAGAAGUAUACGGCCUCCGACUGAACUGCACAAACAAGAAAGUGGUGGCAACCAUUUUACUACUAUGUGAUAUCCUUAAACCAGUCAACAUGUUGUCACUAUACUUGCAAGAGGAACAUGUGAAUUUUACGUCCCUACCAAAACAUGUAAAAAUUACAACAGACUCACUGCAUGCAGUUAUACAGAAAUAUGAAGGCAAUGACUGGGAUGAUGUGGAGUUUGCCAAGUCGGAACAAAUCUUCCAAGAAAUUGAUGAUCGCACAGAUCUUGGAAGACAAAUGAGGGGUGACCAGCAGGCACUCGACCCCAGAACAUUUCUCCAGGAGACAGGAAUUCCUCUCAUCUAUGAUCUAAUCCAGGAGAUUGAGGAUGCCUUUUGCAUAGGGGCACCUGUCCUAUCAGCAUUUGCCAUACUGAAUCCAGACAAUCUUCCAGACACUGUUGGGGAGUUAAAAGAAUAUGGAAAUAAUCACAUCCAGACGCUGGUUGACUUUUAUGGGUCAAGGAAAGAGGACACAUUUAUGGGCCACACAAUCCAGAUGCCAGCCCUUAUGGACCCUCUUCUGCUGAAAACAGAGUUGGAAAGUUUCAAAACCCAUCUUUUCAUGCUAAGUGAUUGAGUUCCCUUAAGUUAACUCAUUUACUGCAACCUUGCUACUGUCUCUUCACAUGGAUGUUCACAAGCUAGUAUUGGCAGAUUGAGGAAAUAUACAAUGAGAAAUGGUGCUCAUACUGUGGGUGACUUGUAGACAGAAUUUAGUAGAGAUGGGGUGUUGAGGGAGUGUUUUCCUCUAGUAUACAGAUUAGUGUACUUCUGUAUGAUCAUUCCCUCUUCAACUGCUGUGGUGGAAAGGAGUUUCAUUGUUGGCAAACAUUCUGACUAAGAGGAGAAACCGACUCAGCCAAGGAAACUUGGAUGCAGUGAUGAGGAUCUGCCAUGUAGAUGAAGGCCUAACUGACCAAGAAAAAGAAGAACUUGAGGAUCUUUAUAAACAUUUCAAAACUAGGAAACUUUACCUGUAAAAGUGUGGAACUGUAAUUUAGGCAUUAAUCCUUAAACAUCUAAUAAAAACACAGCCAACUGUAAAACUUUACUUUGUUUUUGUCAUUAAUAAGUUAUCUUGUAUUUUCCCAAUUUCCUGAAAAUGCCGCGAAAUUUUCCCAAUUUAAAAGGUACAGGCUGCUGUGAAA